AAGCAACAGCCCGGCAAGCAAAAAGUUCAAAAUGACCCACGACGCCGUUUGGUUCUCUCGUCCUAGAAAGUACGGAAAGGGUGCCCGCCAGUGCCGCCUCUGUGCCCACCAGGCUGGUCUCAUCCGUAAAUAUGGCCUUGACUUGUGCCGUCAAUGCUUCCGUGAAAAGUCAGCUGCCAUCGGUUUCGUGAAGAACCGGUGAAAUGUACCCCGUCGCGCACC
Messenger RNA from Suillus fuscotomentosus, 222 nucleotides. Its product is annotated as ribosomal protein S14. Gene Ontology annotation, biological process: translation. Bases 32 to 202 code for a protein of 56 amino acids. The record is from RefSeq and is a predicted model, not a curated record. The transcript is spliced from 4 exons. Gene Ontology annotation, cellular component: cytosolic small ribosomal subunit; ribosome. Gene Ontology annotation, molecular function: zinc ion binding; structural constituent of ribosome. Lineage: Eukaryota; Fungi; Basidiomycota; Agaricomycetes; Boletales; Suillaceae.